This is a messenger RNA of Carassius auratus (goldfish), 1181 nucleotides long. RefSeq names its product intelectin 3 (gene itln3). Gene Ontology annotation, molecular function: oligosaccharide binding. The record is from RefSeq and is a predicted model, not a curated record. The coding region runs from base 41 to 1054 and encodes 337 amino acids. NCBI's taxonomy places the organism in Eukaryota, Metazoa, Chordata, Actinopteri, Cypriniformes, Cyprinidae. The transcript is spliced from 7 exons.
AAUAAGUGGGUUUGACUCCAGAUAUAAGCUCGGAUGAGAGAUGAAAGCUGAAGAGAAGAGAGAAACCUUCAUCAGACUUCAUCAACGAACAGCUGAAAGCUCAAGAGUCAUGCUGAGCUUCAUUUUCUUCCUGAUCUGUCUUUUGCAUUUAAGGCACACAACGCUGGGUGUUGUGGGAGCUGUCACCCCAAAGCCUAUUAUCAUAAAUGGCACCUACAUAAACCCAGAAUUAGGCAAGUAUCAUGCCAGGUUGAGGGUCCUCGCUCGCAGCUGCAGGGAUAUCAAAGAGAUACACGGCGCGUCUCAGGAUGGCAUGUACAUCCUGACAACAGAGAGCGGUACAUACUACCAGACUUUCUGUGACAUGACCACAGCCGGCGGUGGCUGGACGCUGGUGGCCAGUGUCCACGAGAACAACAUCAAAGGGAAGUGCUCUCUUGGUGAUCGCUGGUCGAGCCAGCAGGGAAACGACCCAGACCUGCCCGAAGGAGAUGGUACAUGGGCAAACACUGUGACAUUCGGCAGCGCCGAGGCCUCUACUAGUGACGACUACAAGAAUCCUGGGUACUACGACAUCUCUGCACAAGACGUGUCAGUGUGGCACGUUCCCAAUAAUGAGCAGCUGACGAGCUGGACGUCUUCUGCUGUCCUGCGCUACCAUACAGACAGCCAGUUCCUCACAGAGCAUGGUGGAAACCUUUACCACCUAUUCAAGAAAUACCCCGUGAAGUUUGGAGCAGGACAGUGUAAGAGUGACAUGGGACCCAGCAGUCCGGUGGUGUACGAUACUGGAGACAAAGAUUCAACUGCAAACUUAUAUGGACCACCUGUUGGAAAGGAGUUUGAGUCCGGCUUCAUCACCUUCAGAGUGUUUAACGCCGAUCAAGCCGCCAUGGCCAUGUGCUCUGGAGUUAAACCUACUGAAUGCAAUCCUCAACACUAUUGCAUCGGUGGAGGAUAUUUCUCGGGCCGUCAGCAGUGUGGAGACUUCACCGCUCUGGAGCAAGCGUCUAAAAAUCUGACUCAAUCCGCCGUGCUGCUCUUCUACCGUUAACAGAUGUCAAACACCAGCAGUAAAUCACAUGCUGAGCUGAACUGUACAUGUACAAAGUUGUUAAAACAUCAGCAUUUCCUGUUUGAUGUGUGAAUGUUUAUAUCAAUAAAACUUUUUAAUACAACUA